Molecule: messenger RNA, 1233 nt
Organism: Candoia aspera
Lineage: Eukaryota; Metazoa; Chordata; Lepidosauria; Squamata; Candoiidae
Gene: CREG2
Product: cellular repressor of E1A stimulated genes 2
Exons: 4
Coding region: 68-955 (295 amino acids)
Source: RefSeq, a predicted model, not a curated record
CAAAACCCCCCGGCUUCUUUGCGCCCAGUUGCCCGACUCCGCGUGUGGCCUCCGAGCUUGGCUCAAAAUGCCCGGGUGCUGCUCGGAGAUAAGGCUGCGGGGAAGAGCUCAGUGCGUCUCCUGGCUUCCCUGGGCCCUCUGGGGCAGCUUGAUCCUGGCUCCGGCUUGCGGGUACGUGAUCGUGAAUUCGGUCUCCUGGUCGGUCCCCAACGAGGUGGAAGAAGAGCUGGACAGCUCCUCCAACGAAGAGGCGCUCCCCGCGCUGCUUGAAGACACGACCAGCCUUUGGAAGCAAAGCUACCCGGCCUCGGUGUACAAAGAAGAGGAGGAAAUGCGGGCCAGGCCGGGAACGGGGAGGUCGAAGCAGAUCGCUUCGCCGUCGCGGAUGUUUUCGUACAGGCGGGAGAGCGUCAAAGGAGCAGACAGCCCCGCGCUUCCUCUGGAGCGAGCAGCCCGAACGGCCCGGUUCCUGAUGCAUCGCCACGGCUGGGGCUUCUUGGCCACGACAUCAACCCAAGAAAAGAUCCAAGGGACACCAUUUGGGAAUUGUUUAUCUAUUAGUGAUGGCCCCACAGACAACAGCACUGGAAUUCCUUACUUCUACAUGACUCCAAAGGAUAACACUGUAGCUGACCUGAUGAAAAAUUCAGUGGCUUCAUUGACAUUGCCUGAGGCAGAAGGAGAUUCCUGCAGAAAAACGAUUGUUGAUCCCGAUGACCCAAGGUGUACCAGGCUAAUUUUUACUGGAGAGAUGGUUACAGUGCCUCCAGAAGAACUGGAAUCUGUCAAGCAAGCUCUGUUUUCUAGGCACCCCAUAAUGAGAAAAUGGCCUCGCAAUUAUGAAUGGUUCUUUAUGAAAAUGAACAUUGAACAUAUAUGGCUACAGGACUGGUAUGGAGGAAUUACAACCAUUACAUUGGAGGAAUAUUUCAGAGCAGUUCCUAGUAAAGCUUAAUUGAUUUUUUUAGUAUGAGAAUUCAGUGUUUUCAUAUUUAAUUCAGAACAAAGUGUUUUAUAUAUUAUGUGAUCAGGUAUUUAUUUAACAAUAUUUUUGUGCAAAGUUUUGAAUGUGGCUCCAUCUUAACUGGAGCAGAAUAAUUUAUGAACAUUAGAAGAUCUUACUCUGGAGACAGGUCAUACUAAAUUACUACUUAAUAUGUUUUGAAUACUUUUGGAUUUUUAUAAAUAUAAAUCCCACAGGAUGUAUUGUAAUAAAUUCUAAAACUGGACAGA